AUGGCUGGCAACGACAACAACGUCAACGUCCCAAACCCUGAUCCCUUCCACAUGGACAAUCUCAUCCAAGGUUCCACCUCCGAGGGGACGAGUCGACAUCGGCGGGAGGGACAACAGCAUACCGCUGACGGGAAAGGGAGACCGAGGCAUGAGACCUCGCAACCUAACAGAAGACAGCAACCUCAGAACGUCGAGCAGGCUCAAAACGGUGGGAACGAGCAACCUCAACCCCAUAACGAACCAGAGCAAGCUCAAAACCUGAACGAAACUAACGCUAGAGACGGGCAGGUUGCCUCCUCGUUCACCCAUACCUCUGAUAGGCGAAGAGUUCAAUACGAAGACGACCAAGAACAGGUCGAUAUCCCCGAGGAAGCCGACUCCACAACCGUCCUCUUGCUCAAAGAACUGCAGAAGACCAACCGCCUCAUCCGGCUUCAAGGUGACCGCAUUGACGAGCUAGAAAGGAAGCGACGAUAUCGUUCCCCCCCGCGGAGGCACUAUCGGUCGCGUUCCUAUUCUUCCUCGCGCUCACCGCCGAGGAGGUAUCGUCGGCGUUCCCCAUCUUCUCCACGCUCCCCACCUAAAAGAUAUCGUCGUCGGAGAUCAUAUUCCCGCUCUCCCCAACGAAAGAGCAAGAAAAAUCAGAGGCCCAAAGCCACAGAAAUUGGGAGCCUCUCUCCCGAGCGAGAUUCUCGGGGCCCCUCCAAGGCUGUGUUGAAACCCCGCGAGCGUUCCCCUCCCCGGGACAACCGCAAAAAUCCAGGCAAAACACAGCUAAAACCCCGGCGAAGCAGACACUCGACCUCUCCAGGACCAAGUGACGAGGAAGACUUCCGCAACCCCUUGUCCGAAAGCAUCCGAAGAGCUCGUCUUCCACGAGUAAUGGAAAAACCACCGACCUUGGACCUAUACGACGGAACUACCGAUCCCGACGACCAUAUUCGAAGCAUCGAAGCCGUCAUGGAUUAUCACGUCGUCUGA
Molecule: messenger RNA, 981 nt
Organism: Vicia villosa (hairy vetch)
Lineage: Eukaryota; Viridiplantae; Streptophyta; Magnoliopsida; Fabales; Fabaceae
Exons: 1
Coding region: 1-981 (326 amino acids)
Source: RefSeq, a predicted model, not a curated record